AUGACUAGUGCACCAGAAAUGACUCGGUACACCAACUUUGGAUACAAGCGUAAAUAUCUCGAGGCUGGUUUUGACAAUGACGAGGCCCAGGCUGACGGCGAUCAGUUGAGAGAAGAAAGUACUGUUGCACAGGCAUCGGAGACUACAGCGACUACAGACCCUCCCAAGAAGAAACGGAAGCGUAACCGCAAGGCAAAGACUGACAAUUCUGACCCUCAAGGCGCCCAGUCCGGGGAGACUGAAAACGACGGCAAGGAGGGCAAAGGCCAGAACCGAGAGAAUCAAAUUGAGGGGCAUAGUGAACCGUCAAGCACGGAGGAGAAGCCUUCAAAUUUGGAUAAGAAGAAGCGGAAAAAGGAAGAAAGGCAACGACAGAAAGCUGAGGCCAAGGCUCGCUCAGAGCGGAGGCGGUUAAAACGCAUUGCUGAACGACACGCCAAUACUACCUGUCUAGCAUGUCGAGAGAAAGGUCAUGUGGCGAAGGAUUGCCCUAAGGCUAAGCGUGGGUCGAAUAUUGACGGCCAGGAUGGGAGCAAAACGUCCCACCAGAAGAGUGUUGUCGGUAUUUGUUACAGGUGUGGAUCGAGACGACAUAAUCUCUCUCGGUGUAAGAAGGCGGUAGACCCGGCAAACCCCCUGCCAUUUGCUUCUUGCUUCGUUUGCUCUGGUACCGGCCACCUCGCCUCUGCAUGUCCUCAGAACAAAGAAAAGGGCAUAUACCCAAACGGGGGCAAUUGCAAGCUGUGCGGAGAGACGACGCAUCUAGCGAAGACCUGUCCGCUCAGGAAAGACGACUCUACCAAGAACAUCAGCGCCUCUUUCGUGGGCACUGGCGGCGAAGCUGGUGCGGAUGAGGACGAUUUUCACAUAUUCAAACGCCGAAAAGCCGAAGUAGAGAUGGAGGAAAAGCAGCUCGAGCGCGCGAAGCGCAUGGCGAAUGUCAAGGCUGGCGUGCACUCCGGUGUCGUCAAGGCCUUUGGCAGGCCGGCGCAAGCUGGUGGGAACGCAAAGAAAGUGGUGUUCUUUAAAUAG
Messenger RNA from Gloeophyllum trabeum ATCC 11539, 1032 nucleotides. RefSeq lists its product as uncharacterized. NCBI's taxonomy places the organism in Eukaryota, Fungi, Basidiomycota, Agaricomycetes, Gloeophyllales, Gloeophyllaceae. Gene Ontology annotation, molecular function: nucleic acid binding; zinc ion binding. The transcript is spliced from 5 exons. The record is from RefSeq and is a predicted model, not a curated record. Bases 1 to 1032 code for a protein of 343 amino acids.